CACAGAUCUUGUACUCACAAAUAUGAUUUGACCAUUUUUUCCGCCUGGGUGCUCAAGCAAAAAUUUGGAGCUCCCUCGACUUUUUCGCAGCCAGUUAUUUUAGCGCGCGCAACAAUAGGCGCCUAACUACGGUGGCCGCUACUGACCAUUGCGGCAGUAUCCUCCGCUCCACUUCGUAGUUGUUGCGGCGGUGCAGGCUGAUGCGGCCAACAUUUAUCAAACAACUACUGGGAAUAUACAUCUUUUCGCUUCACGCAUUGACAUGAUCCCCGGUCCAUCAUCAUGCUUCUCUUAGAUUACCAAAAUGUCCUUAUCCAAUCCCUCCUAACGGAGCGAUUCUCUGGAGGCCCCCCCGUAUCCAUUGAUCAAAUCGUUUCUGAUUUCGACGGCGUCACGUUCCAUAUUUCCACCCCAGAAACUAAAUCCAAGAUCCUCAUCUCCAUCUCCGUUAAAUGUUUCCGCGAGCUGGUGCAGUACGGGGCGCAAAGUGUCCUCGAGCGGGAAUAUGGCCCAUUCAUCGUGCCUCCAGAGCCCGGCUAUGAUUUCUCCAUUCUAGUUGAUCUAGAUAAUCUCCCCGCGGAACCGGAAGGUAGAGAAGACUUGGUUAAUCGGAUCGCGCUCAUGCGACGGAAUGUGAUGGCCGCACCUUUUGAGAAGGCAUUCGAUGAAUUCUCAGAACUGCAGGAGGAGGCGGCGAGAUACACUUCUGAAUCAGCGCCCCAAGGUGUGGCGGAGGGAGGUGAGGUUAUGUCAAUCCAUUAUCGGGACCAGGAAGCGAUAUACAUCAAGGCCAGCCACGAUCGGGUUACCGUGAUUUUCAGCACUAUUUUCCGAGAUGAGACAGACAGAAUAUUCGGCAAAGUGUUUUUGCAAGAAUUCGUCGAUGCAAGAAGACGAGCGAUCCAAAACGCGCCUCAAGUUCUUUUCCGCAAUGACCCUCCUCUCGAACUACAAGGCAUACCGGAGGUAAAGGCCUCCGGAAGCGACGUCGGUUACAUCACUUUCGUUCUCUUCCCUCGCCAUCUUACACCCCAGCGACGUGGAGAGAAUAUCUCCCAUAUCCAGAUCUUCCGCGACUAUUUCCACUACCAUAUCAAAGCUUCGAAGGCAUAUAUCCACUCGAGGAUGCGGAGACGAACCGCAGACUUCCUACAAGUUCUCAAUCGUGCCCGACCCGAGAAUGAGGAACGGGAGAGAAAGACUGCGAGUGGGAGGACAUUCCGCGUACAGGGUUGAGAACUCGCUUAGGAGGAAUAACGACAAUGCCCGAUUUUUCCUACCAACCUCUUUUAUAGGUUAACCACAAGUUUCCAAUGCUGAAUUUUCAUUCCCACUUUCGUAUCACUUUCGUAUCACUUUCUAUCCCACUACCUUCUAUUUGUUUGUAUUCAUCAUAUUCUGCAUCCAGAUGGCAAGUCCACCAAACGCGUAAGUUAAUACUCCAGGGCCAGCUCGGUACAGAUAACACCAGCGCUGUCCUCAUUUGGAGAAGCCAUCUCUUUCCAGAAUUACUAUUUGAAGGGUUGAUUGAAAUGUAAUUAAAGUCUUGCCUUCACUAGUAAUUUUGCUUCAGAUGCAUACACACCUAGAUGUAUUCUACUCUUGAGGAAACUAGCCCAUGAAGCCAAACUGUAAACACAUAUUUAUAUAUCUAUGAAUGGCAAAAAUCCAAUUGUUUGUAACAUGUAAUAUCGCUAUCAUUUAUGUGUAUAUCGAACAAAAUCGUCUCUCGUCGCAUUACCCACUUUCAGAGGAUAAUAAAAACAGAAAAGCGAAAACAAAAGGAAACAGAACAGAACUAAUUAAAAAGUAAAAUAAUUAAUCAAAAAGGGAACAGGAAAAGGAAAACGAUAUUAUUACAAAUUAUAACCAAAAUACCAAUAGC
Molecule: messenger RNA, 1885 nt
Organism: Blastomyces dermatitidis ER-3
Lineage: Eukaryota; Fungi; Ascomycota; Eurotiomycetes; Onygenales; Ajellomycetaceae
Product: actin like protein 2/3 complex, subunit 2
Exons: 6
Coding region: 283-1236 (317 amino acids)
Biological process (GO): actin filament polymerization; Arp2/3 complex-mediated actin nucleation
Cellular component (GO): actin cytoskeleton; Arp2/3 protein complex
Molecular function (GO): actin filament binding; structural constituent of cytoskeleton
Source: RefSeq, a predicted model, not a curated record